Molecule: messenger RNA, 2062 nt
Organism: Neltuma alba
Lineage: Eukaryota; Viridiplantae; Streptophyta; Magnoliopsida; Fabales; Fabaceae
Product: cysteine--tRNA ligase 2, cytoplasmic
Exons: 9
Coding region: 105-1631 (508 amino acids)
Biological process (GO): cysteinyl-tRNA aminoacylation
Cellular component (GO): cytoplasm
Molecular function (GO): ATP binding; cysteine-tRNA ligase activity
Source: RefSeq, a predicted model, not a curated record
UUUCGGCGUCGUUUUUUUGUGUCUUGGGGGUUGAGUUUCUCCACACAGAGCUCAGGGUGUUUGAGGCCUUGAAGGCAGGCGGAAAAGGGGCGUCUUUGGUGGACAUGGCGAAGGAAAAGGACUUCAAGGUCUACAAUUCAAUGACUCAACAGAAGGAGAUAUUCAAGCCUCUUGUUCCCGGUAAAGUUUCUAUGUACGUCUGUGGAAUCACCUCCUACGACUACAGCCAUCUGGGUCACGCUCGUGCUGCUGUCAAUUUUGAUAUCCUUUAUAGAUAUCUUCAACACUUGGGCUAUGAAGUAACAUAUGUGCGAAAUUUCACUGAUGUUGAUGACAAGAUAAUUAAGCGAGCAAAUGAAAUUGGUGAGGAUCCCUUGAAAUUAAGCAACCGCUUUUGUGAAGAAUACAUUGUUGAUAUGAAUGCUCUUCAGUGCCUGAUUCCAACACAUCAACCUCGAGUUUCUGAUCAUAUGGAGCAGAUAAAGGACAUGAUAAGUCAGAUCAUCGAGAAUGGCUUUGCAUAUGAAGUUGAUGGAGAUGUUUUCUUUGCUGUUGAAAAUUUUCCAAACUAUGGUUGUUUGUCAGGACAAAAACUAGAACAUAAUAGAGCAGGGGAACGAGUGGCUGUAGACACAAGAAAGCGUCAUCCUGCUGACUUUGCACUAUGGAAGUCUUCUAAGCCUGGUGAGCCAAGUUGGGACAGCCCUUGGGGUCCUGGAAGACCUGGGUGGCAUAUAGAAUGUAGUGCAAUGGGUUCUCAUUAUUUAACUUCCAGAUUUGAUAUCCAUGGUGGUGGAAUCGAUUUGAUUUUUCCACAUCAUGAGAAUGAGAUUGCCCAGAGCUGUGCUGCAUGCCAAGAGAGCAAAAUCAAUUAUUGGAUGCAUAAUGGUCAUGUCACUAAUAACAAUGAGAAAAUGUCGAAAUCCUUGGGCAACUUCUUUACUAUUCGCCAGAUAACUGAGCGGUAUCAUCCAAUUGCUUUGAGACAUUUCUUGAUUAGUGCUCAUUACAAAUCCCCUCUAAAUUACACAAUCUCACAGCUGGAAAGUUCAUCAGACACUAUUUACUAUAUAUAUCAGACUCUUCAAGAUUGUGAAGCAGCUUUAUCAUCAUUUCAAGAAGGAGGUGUGGAACAGAAUAAAAAGGGACCUAAAGUUAGCGAUGCGGCCAUGAAUUGCAUUAAAAAAAUGCGAGAAGAGUUUGAGGAAAAAAUGUCAGAUGACUUGCAAACGCCAGUAGUACUUACGGGUGCUUUCCAAGAGGCCUUGAAAUUUGUGAACAGUUCUUUGAAGAUGCUGAAAAAAAAGAUCCAGAAGAAGCAGCUUUUGGAAUUGUUGGAAUCUCUAGCUGCAGUAGAGAAAGAAGUUAAAGAGAUCUUAGACGUACUGGGGUUAAUGUCCCCUUCUUCCUAUGCUGAGGUUCUGCAGCAGUUGAAAGACAAGGCAUUGAAGAGGGCAGGAAUAUUGGAAGAUGAUGUACUGCGUUUGAUAGAAGAGAGAACUCAGGCAAGGAUUAAUAAAGACUUCCCCAAGAGUGAUAAGAUUAGAGCCGAGUUAACCGUUAAGGGCAUCGCCCUCAUGGAUGUGGGCAAUGAGACAGUUUGGAGACCAUGCAUCCCCAGUGAACAGUAGCGGCUCAAGUUCAGCCGUCAGAAGCCAUUGAGUGAGAAAGCUGUGUACCUUACCUAUUUAUUUGUUUUUUAUGAGUAUUACAACUGUACACAAGAAUUGAAAACUCGGAGGAGUAAUUUUUAUCCGUACUGAUCAUUACUGGAAGUUGUAACAUACAAGGCUUUGACCCUGUAAACAACUCGAGGCUACUCAGCUCAGGACUAGAGACCUUUUAAUUGUAGUCCCUGUUUUUUGAGGCCUUUAGGUUCCUGCUCCUGAUAAUUCUGUGGCCAUGAUAGUCAGGGAUCUGUUUUUUAACAUUUUGAUCGAUGUCAGUUGAUCUGUGAUGAGUCCUAGGUUGGUGUAUGCCUUGAAAAGCGUUGUGUUGGAUGUGUGUCUCUUCUGCAUCUUUCAGGAAAGACAUGUUUGUUGUAGCAGUGAGAUGGAACGAA